GGCAGCGGAGAAAAAAGGUCGGGGCAGCGUUCUGUUCACCGGGUACCGGUCUGUGUGGGCUUGUACAGUAACCACAUCCCCCAUGUAGUCCGAUACCACAAGAGGCACAAGGAGUUCUACCUGGUCAGCGCCGUGGGGAAAAGCUUCCUCACUUACAAUGUGAACAGACUUGGUCAAGUUGCUGUCAGCAAUGCUCUUCCAGAAGAUAUUAAUUGUCUGGCUGCAGAUCGCAUGCUGGUAUUUGUGUCUCAUGGGAACCUUCUUAAAGCAUUUGCAAAGAACAAAGAGGUAGUUCACACAUACAUUGGACAUGAGGCAGAAAUUCAUCUAGUGCUCCCAUUUGGUGAUAAUGUAAUAUCUGUGGACUCUGAUAAUAACAUGAUAAUUUGGGAUGUUGAGUCAGAAGAGGAAUACUUACGGCUGAAUUUUGACAGAAGCAAUUUUGCCAUCUCUGCUAUAAUGCACCCAAGCACCUACUUGAAUAAAAUUCUGUUGGGAAGCCAGCAGGGAACUCUUCAGCUCUGGAAUGUCAAAUCCAACAAACUGCUGUAUGCAUUCAAAGGCUGGGAAACUGGUGUGACUGUUCUUCAGCAGGCUCCAGCAGUUGAUGUGGUUGCUGUUGGGCUGAGGAGCGGCAAAAUUAUUGUACACAACAUCAAAUUUGAUGAAACGCUGAUGAUUUUUCAUCAAGAUUGGGGACCGAUUACUGCAAUAUCCUUCCGUACAGAUGGACAUCCAAUAAUGGCAGCUGGAAGCCCCAUUGGUCACAUAGGUCUGUGGGAUUUGGAGGAAAAGAAACUGAUGAGCCAAAUGAGGGAUGCUCAUUCCACAGCUAUUGCUGGGCUAACGUUUGUUCAUGGUGAACCCCUGCUCAUUACCAAUGCUGCGGAUAAUGCAUUACGGGUCUGGAUCUUUGAUGGCCCAGGAGGUCAAGGACGCUUGCUCAGGUUCCGUAUGGGUCACAGUGCUCCACCCACUUUCAUUCGACAUCAUGGUCUAAAUGGCAAGCAGAUCCUUAGUUCAGGCCAAGAUGGGACAUUGCAUUCAUUUUCCACAGUUCAUGACAGUUAUAGUAAAAGCCUUGGUCGUGGUUCCGUAAAUAGAGCCAAAGCUAAAAAGAUGGGUUCGCGUGGAGCAUCUUUAAGACUUCCUCCUGUCAUAUCAUUUGCCUCUGAGACGGCACGACAGAAUGAUUGGGAUGGUAUCAUUGCAUGUCAUCAGAAUUCACUAAAGUGUACCACUUGGAAUUAUGUAAGGUCUACUAUGGGAGCACACAAGCUAACACCUCCUAGUCUCAAGCAUAUCAAACAACAUGGUGUUUAUGCAACAGCUGUAGAGCUAACAAGUUGUGGCAAUUUUGUGGUGAUUGGCCUGUCGAAUGGCAAGGUAGAUGUGUAUAAUAUUCAGUCUGGAUAUCACAGAGGCAACUAUGGAAAACGCACAGCCCAUGAUGGCUCAGUCAGAGGGGUGGCUGUAGAUGGCUUAAACCAAAUGACGAUCACAGCUGGCAGCGACCAAUUAAUCAAGUUUUGGAAGUUCAAGACAAAAGAGUUAAUUUGGACCACAGACCUCAAUAUUUCUCCAACAGCCAUGUUGCUCCAUAGAGAGAGUGGAAUGUUGGCGGUUUCUCUGGAUGACUUCAGCAUUAACGUUUUUGACAUUGAAACACGGAAACUUGUAAGACGGUUCCCUGGACACAAUGGCAAGAUAAAUGACAUGAGUUAUAGUCCAGAUGGCCGUUGGCUAAUGACUGCAUCAAUGGACUGUACAAUCAAAAUCUGGGACUUUCCAUCUGGAUGCCUCAUUGACUGUUUCCUGCUUGAUUCAGCUGUUGUCAGCCUAACCAUGUCCCCUACUGGAGAUUUCUUGGCCACUGCUCAUGUGGAUGACCUUGGUAUUUACUUGUGGUCAAACAAAGCUCUCUUUUCCUUGAUCUCAUUACGACCACUUCCAUCAGAUUAUGAGCCUAUUGUAGUUAUGCUUCCUGGAGCAAAUGAUGAAAUUGAAGAAAAUGAACUUGAAGUAAGGGAAGACUCCAGUGAGGAUAUGAUGGAAUAUGAGUCUCCAGAACAGUUAGCAGAGCAACUGGUGACCUUAUCACUGUUACCUGAGUCAAGAUGGAAGAAUCUCCUCAACCUUGAUGUCAUUAAGAGAAGGAACAAACCCAAAGAGCCUCCGAAGGUGCCUAAAUCAGCACCGUUUUUUAUCCCGACUCUUCCAGGACUUGUUCCUCGCUUUGGUUCUGAGGCCCAGGAGGAAGAUCCUCAGUCUAAAAUUGUGAAUCUUGGAGUUCUUGAACAGAAAUCUACUUUCUGUGUCCAGCUUGAAGAAGCCCUUUAUCACCAAAACUAUGACAUUCCACUGAAAACAAUAAAGGAGAUGGGACCUUCCAACGUUGAUACAGAGAUUCGGAACUUGGCUCCAGAAGGCGGUGGUUCUGUUGAAGUAAUGCAGAGCUUCUUGAAGAUGAUUGGCAGAAUGUUGGACAUAAAACGUGAUUUUGAGCUUGCCCAGGCUUAUCUUGCUUUAUUUCUAAAGAUCCAUCUGCGGUUCAUUUCGGCCGAGCCAAAGUUAUUGGAUGAGAUUUCUCUGUUAUCUUCGCACCUUGAUGAGACGUGGCAUCAUAUGCAGACCUUGUUUAAUCAGAGCUUGUGUGUUCUAAACUACAUGAAAAGUGCUUUAUUGUGA
This is a messenger RNA of Staurois parvus, 2688 nucleotides long. The record is from the annotation of a GenBank genome assembly. Lineage: Eukaryota; Metazoa; Chordata; Amphibia; Anura; Ranidae.